AUGCUACAGAUAAAGAAGAAGACAGCCGAGGCAACCAGCUCCCCGAUUACCAACGACUCUCAGAACAAAACAAGAGAGGAAGCGAUGGAUCUAGACGAUCCCUUGACCUCCUUGGAGGAUACCCCGAAACGCCCCAACAGCCCCGAAAUUGUGGUGCUAUCCAAGAAGGAGAAGAUUCGUCUCUUGAUCAAAGAACACGUCGCUAUCUGGACGAGAUUUGAGAAAGAGAAAAGCUCAGUAGCAACCAACGAGCUCAGACAGAUCCUCCACCAAGCUCAAGACUCUCAGAAAGUCUUACAGCGUAUGAUCACCAAGGAAGAACUGGAGGGCUACGUCAAAGGGUGGAACCCCUGGACCGCCAAGAGAGAACUAUUCCCGCCUCCACCAAAGAAAGAAGGCAAGAAGAGGAGCUCAACCUCGAAGAGAGCCCAGCAAUACGACGAUCCUCGGGUCUGGGCGGACGUCUUUGAAAUAGGUCAGGCUUGGAGAGCGGCUUACAAUCAGCGCUCCCGCAAAGCUCUUCCUCAUUAA
Puccinia graminis f. sp. tritici CRL 75-36-700-3 is the source of this 531-nucleotide messenger RNA. RefSeq lists its product as uncharacterized. The record is from RefSeq and is a predicted model, not a curated record. NCBI's taxonomy places the organism in Eukaryota, Fungi, Basidiomycota, Pucciniomycetes, Pucciniales, Pucciniaceae. The coding region runs from base 1 to 531 and encodes 176 amino acids. The transcript has a single exon.